This is a messenger RNA of Stylophora pistillata, 2484 nucleotides long. Its product is annotated as adhesion G protein-coupled receptor D1. The record is from RefSeq and is a predicted model, not a curated record. Gene Ontology annotation, cellular component: plasma membrane. Gene Ontology annotation, biological process: G protein-coupled receptor signaling pathway; cell surface receptor signaling pathway. Gene Ontology annotation, molecular function: G protein-coupled receptor activity. NCBI's taxonomy places the organism in Eukaryota, Metazoa, Cnidaria, Anthozoa, Scleractinia, Pocilloporidae.
AUAAAAGAUGAAUAAUUCUCUUAACGCUAAACAAUGAAGGAUUUUUUUGUUAAAUAAUUUAAAUGUAUUCUUUUUGUCUUUAUUUUGUAAACUCGUAGUUAGCGUGCAUUUUAAGUUUAGUAAUCCUGACUUCCAUUGCUCCGAGAAAGGGACGUCAACUCUAUUAUUAUGGCUGCCACAAUAACUCCUCUGCCCACGAGACUGCAGGAAAAUAUAACUUUGAAGUUCAAAAACAUUAAGAAUUCAAAUAUCAAGAAAAAGUGUGUGUUCUGGAAUAUGUUUCAUGAGAGCCCCAUUGGCUGGUCAGGACAAGGGUGCUUUGUCAAAUCUAGCGAUGCACACCAAACAGAGUGCACCUGCAAUCAUUUGACUCAUUUUGCUGUUCUUCUGGAGACAACAUCUGGUCCAGAGAGUGCCGGUAUAUCAGAAAAAGACGAAAAGGCCCUGGAAAUUCUUACUUGUAUCGGGCUGACUCUCUCUGUUAUUGGGAUCUCACUGACGAUAGUCAGCUAUGUUGCUCUCACAGACAUAAGAGGACCUUUAUCCCAGAUUCGAGUGAGUCUAGUCGCUUCUCUCGGUGCGGGACAAAUCAUCUUUCUUGUUGGGAUUGGAGCAACUAUGAACAAGGGAGGUUGCGUUACAGUGGCGGCCCUUGUGCAGUAUUUCUUGAUGGCCGCCUUUUGCUGGAUGUUAAUCGAGGGAAUCUACCUCUACUUGUUUGUUGUGAAAGUUUACAACGUUGAUAACAAGUUAAAAAUUUGCCAUGGAAUCUCGUGGGGCCUUCCUGCGCUCAUUGUUGCCAUAUCCCUGAGUAUUGCAGCCGGAAAAGAUGGUAUCGAAAGUUUUGUGAGUGAGAAAUACUGCUGGAUGUCUUCGGCCAACGGUCUGAUCUGGAUAUUCAUAGUGUUUGUUGUGCUGAUUGAAUUUUUCAACAUUCUGAUCCUCGGGCGGGUCAUCAAGGAGAUGACGAACAUGCAACAAGAGAAAGACAAACACAGCGAACAAAUUAGGCUUGGUGUGAAAGCAUGCGUGGUUAUGAUUCCUCUGCUAGGGAUCUCGUGGUUAUUUGGAUUACUGUUACCGCUGCACAAAGCCUUCGCCUACAUCUUCACGAUCUUCAACUCUACACAGGGUUUCUUCAUCUUUCUUUUUCACUGCGGGAGGAACAGCGAGAUAAGAGCUCGUUUGAGAAGAAGGAUUCAGGCCAUCUUCCCAGCAAUGGUUGAUGAGACGAGCACGAAACGAAGUUCCGUAGUGCCCUCGGAAGUAGAUGAGGAUGCCACAGCCAUUGCUGUCUUUAGAAAAACAAACGUUCAGCCACUGAAGGACGGCGAAAAGACGAAAAAAGUCUCGAACAAAACGUCCAUGUAGUUGCCAAGUUUUGAUCUAUUCUAGCGCUUAUUGUAUAAAGGAUAACUUUUUUAAAGUCAAACCUGAGAUGAUUAAGAUAAUUCUUGAAAGCUGGAAAAAAAUAAUAAGAAUAGGAUCAUGUGUUCCCUUAAUGAAUAACUAAACGAAUUCUUGUUGCGCGAAAAUGAGGCAAAAGGCGAUAGUUUGAGGUGUUCUUACAUCAGUUACAUUGUACAAAACAACAGUAACUGAAAGUGUAAUUUCGUAGUACGGCAUAGUCAGGCAAAAUAUUGCUAGUUGCGAAUUUUAUUACAACUAAUAACAGCUAAUAAUAUAGUAUUAUAUAUAAAUGGACCAAUGACAGAAAAGCCGCUCGUAAAACAAUAGUGAGGGAAAAAAACAAGUCUCAAAUAUAUAUAUAUAUAUAUAUAUAUAUAUAUAAAGAUUUGAAGCUAAAAUCAAACCUUAAGUUGGUUUGUAAGUACAUUGUCCAUGAUUUGUGACAAUAGCGCCGGUUUCUAUAGUAGUCACUAGUGUGCUUUUCCAUCGUCCCCUUUGAGCUGUUAAGUGGAGAUGGUUAUGCAUUUUGAAUCAAGUUCUGCUACUGCUGCUGAUGAUGAUGAUGAUAAUGAUGAUGAUGCAAUUUGCUUAUUAAAGUUUCUUUUCUUCUUGCAAACGGUUGAUUAGAUCUUGGCAUUUUCUGUGACACUGCGUAAAGUGGCAUACCAUGUUCUCCGAAUCGUUGAUUAAUUAAUGACUCCACGGUGUAGUAUUUGCUUCUGUUUUCAGAAAGGCGGAGACAGCAAAGAUCUUACCCUUGGGUCAAAUAGAUAAAUUGAUCUUAUUAUGUUCCUUGAGAGAGUGUUUUUUUUUUUCUCUUCUUUACGUGAAACACUUUGGCUUUCCUCUCAAAUGACCAAGAAACAAAAAGGAAAAAAAAAGAGUUUGGUUGAGGCCUCAUAAUUUCAUCGAUAUAGUUCCUUGACACCAUUUUAAAGGUAACUGCCAUGUCUCUGCAAAACACCACAAGGGUAAUGACAGAGUGUACAGGCUCCUAGGGUUCGCGCAUACGUAAGCCAUCUGCGGAAUGGGCGUAACGUAGCUGAAUGAAUCAGGAAUCUAACGGGUAAAAUC